Molecule: messenger RNA, 2443 nt
Organism: Anguilla anguilla (European eel)
Lineage: Eukaryota; Metazoa; Chordata; Actinopteri; Anguilliformes; Anguillidae
Product: transmembrane protein 26-like
Exons: 6
Coding region: 133-1044 (303 amino acids)
Source: RefSeq, a predicted model, not a curated record
CGGGCAGAUUGGUGUACCGUUGUGGCUGUUGAAGCGGGCUGAUUUUAACGACACACUGUCGCCCCAGUUUUACGCAGAUCUAAAAUACCACAAACCUAAUUUUAACGCAGGAUCCUGCUGAAUCAGAUAAUUAUGAUUCUAAAAUUUAUAUCCGCGAUUGUAACUAGAGUUUUUUUCAUAAUUCUAUCGCUCAUCGGAAUAUGGCGAGUGACAAAAGUUAAAAAUGAUGACCAUUUUUGGUGGCUGAUACUUCUCAAUGCGCCUCUCGUUGUGGAAAUGAUUAUACUUUUGAAAAUAAGAAAGGGGAAAGACUUCAGGAGGUUCUCGCCGGCUAUCCUGCUGUUCCUCAUCACCAUUGUACCGUCCAUCUGGAUACUGGAACUGCAUCAUCAGCAAAACAGAAAUAACGAACCCCAGUGCAUGAAAUUUCACUCAUGGGAGGAUGUCAAGAAUAUGAUUAAUUCCAACGGAAGCCACCACAACCAGAGUGGCGGCAGAGUGGUGUCUUCUGUGUGUCCCGAUGACUGGAUUCUGGGGCUGCACCAAGCCCUGCUCAUCCUGCUGAUCCUGGGGAAGUGGGUGCUGCCACUAGGGGGCGGCAUCACCAGGGACGAGCUCUCCCAGCUUCUGCUCAUCUUCGUCGGCACGGCAGCGGACAUCCUGGAGUUCAGCACCGAGACGCUCUCGGACGUCAAGGAGAACAGCCCUGAGCUGGUGUACAUCAUCCUCGCAGUCUGGUCAUGGAGCAUGCUGCAGUUCCCUCAUCACCUGGCAGUGGUGAGACAAGAUGAGGACGCUGGGGACGCCAGCGACUCGCUGCUCUCCUGUUGCAGCCCGGAUAUGUGGGUCAUCAUGGAGAGCCUCUUCAUCCAGGACGGGCCCUUCCUCAUGGUGCGGCUCCUGGUCCUCAUCCACUACCAGCUCUUCCACCUGAUGCUCCUCUUCUUCACCUUCAAGAACUUCCUGGUGGUCAUACUGAAUUUGUACCGGCUGAGUGUUAUAUGCUACGAUAACAGGAAGGGAUCCAAAAAUGAUAGUUAUUAGCUUGGUCCCACACUCUCCAUCGCAAAUUAAAUUUGAAACCCGUACCACAGAUCAGACUUUCAAAUGAAAGUAACUUAUUAAGGCUCCUCCCUGUUUCCCUCACAGUAUAGACCUGAUACCUACUUUCAUGAACAAGGUUGACCAAUUAAAAAUAAAAAAGGUGAAAUCAUCUAAAUGAUUUCUGCAUGAUAAAUAAUUCUAAGUGAUAAUGAUGUUUCUUGAGUCCUUGUAGAUGCAACAAUUUGCAAAAGUUUUGAGUAGAAAAAAAAAGAUUGUUAGUUGAAUCAACUCAUUUUUAAUGAUUCUUUAGGUUGGUAUGUCAAUGAAUAUCAACAUGAAUAUUUAAGUGGAUUCAAGAUAAAAGACAAAUCAUCCGAAAAUGUGCUGUAAAUCGACAAUUCCUGGGGAUAGCCACACUGAAAAAAUGAACUUAUACCAGGGACACUCAAAUCUGCUCCCCAAGGUCAGUAGUACUACUGGUUUUUUCUCUUCUGUGUGAUAUUGCAUUAUAGGCAUUUAGCAGACGCUCUUAUCCAGAGUGACGUGCACAACCUUUUGCACAGCAUUUACAUUGCAUCCAUUUGUACAGCUGGAUGUAUACUGAAGCAAUGCAGGUUAAGUAGUGCCUAGCUCAAGGGUACAACGGCAGUGUCCUACUCGAGAACCAAACCCAGUAUAAUGGGUAAGGCCAGUUCCUCCUCCCUGGGGGGCAUGUUUGACUAACCCCAGCUUACACACACAUUUAUCCAAGCUUUUGGGAUCUGCUUCGGUGGUUUUUUUUUUUUUUUUUUUGUUGUGAUACUGUGUUAACCACCCAAACCUCAUACUUGCCUAAUCGUCCAAGUACUUGAAAGAGUUUGAAUAACACUGUAUACGUACGUGUGUAACUGAAGUGGAAGUUUUAUUUCCCUGGAGUGGUGUCACACGCUGUACAUUCAGCUGCUGCACGAGCAGUGUGUUGAGUCGUGACGCACAUAUUUUGCCAGAUGGGGGCGCUCUAUACUGCUUAGUAGUGAAUGUUUUUAUAUGUGAAAUCCUGCACUGCUGACCGCAAAGAGGAUUGUUUCUAUGUAAGUGUCGAAUGGGCGUAAGAUUCUUAUUUUUUCUAUGGGCUGAUGCAACGCUGUAACAGUUGCUAUUGCCGUUGCCACUGCAGUAAUACUGUAAUGGGUGUUAAAAUGUCAUUUAAUACCCUGUGGAUCUAACAGCUUUGCUAAAAUCUCUAACAUCUCUGCUGUUGUGCUUUACCGCUUUGUAAGUUUACAUACUGAAUAUAUUCUGCUCAAGUAAAUCACUAAGUAAGCAACUGUUAGCAUUUUUAGGGUGAUAAACAUUUUUCUGUGCUGUGCUGUUAAUAUGACAGUUUGUUGCUUUACAAUAAAACUAUGGAAAUGUCUAA